AUGUCCGACUUGAACGCAGAUACUCAAUCGCAAGGAUCACCUGAGCCAGGCAAGCAUGCGAAGAGAACGAGCAAGGCUUGCUUGGUGUGUCGUGCAAGAAAGAGCAAAUGCACACUGGACACAACAGACGGAGAACCUCAGCCUCCAUGCUUGCGGUGCCGUAAAGAGAACAAGCAAUGUGUUAUCGGCAGCAGCAAUCGUGGAGGCAGAAGGGUCAGAAGGUCCACGAUAGCCUCACAACAAGCACAAGGUCAACCUCAAGCCCAGACCCGAGCGAGCAAUCAACCCCAAUCCCGACCCGACCAGCAGACUCAGAAGACGCCUUCGAACGAUGAACCCGUACAAGCGACGUCCUGGAACUCGAGUGCGAUACCCAGUAAUCCCUACUCUGCCUCUUCACAACACAACAUCACUGGCGCGACUCCUUUGUCUACGAACACAGGCGUCAGCAAUCUAGAUUUUGCGACCCAGCGUCAGCUUUUCGACUCGCAGAGUCUGGCAAUGGAUAUCGAUUCUACUGUUGGUGCAGCAACAGCGAAUGAUAUGAUACCACACGAGCAAAACAAUGAGGAUUCCGGUCGUUCAUCAAGCUCUGAAAAUAUACCUUUCAACGACCUGCAGAACCCAUCUGACGCUCUGGACAUCCUGGCCCAAAUUGCAAGCAAUGACAACAACAACUCGGCUCGGCAGCCCGCUUGGCAAGAGAGGCAACAAAAUCAAGGCCUUCGUACAAGUUCUCUAUAUCCGAACUCAUGGAACAACAAUGGCCUGGAUUAUCAUCUGGUGCGGUCGGGCGCCCUUUCUUCAGCCAAGAUCUCACAAUUAGUCGAACGCUAUCGUCAACAUUACCAUCCUUACUUUUCAAUUGCUCCCCCAAGUACUCUGGAUACCAACAAUCUAGUAAAUACAGCCAAGGACGAACCUCAUCUGUUGACAGCCAUGCUAGUCAUUGCUUCGAAAGACUUGAUGGAGGAACCGCAAAUCUUUACAGCGUGCUCAGCAUAUAUGCAAUCUUUGGUGUCUACGUUGGUCGCUGGUGGGCCUGGAGGGGUUGAAGCAGUCGAGAGUCUGCUAGUUCUCGCUGAGUGGACACCGUAUACAUCAAGAAGCCGAGCAGGAAACGUCGGACGUGGAGAAGAAGAUCGUGAAGCCUGGAUGCAUGUUGGUACUGCUUUACGCAUUGGCUAUUAUCUCGGCCUGGACAAGUAUUCGUUUCCUGUGGCCGGAGACAUUAAAGACCCUCAGUGGAAGCGCAAGCGUCUAGUUUGGACCUGCUGCUACAUAUCGGAUAGACAGAUCUCUAUCCGUAUUGGUCGUGCUUUCUGGAGUCGAGGGCCUGGUCCAGGACUUGCUAUUCGGAAAGAGGACUAUCCUUAUCAGCCCCAGAAUCCUGGAGACGAAGACUUCCCAAGGCUGUUCCAGGCUACUCUGGAAUUGACGUUACUGUUCAGUAAUGUGCACGAUGUGCUUUAUAGUAGCCCUGGAAACAGCCUGAGAAAUCAUUUGACCGGCGGCUACUAUAUCAAAAUCGUUGAUGUAAGUUCACCAAAUUUGAAAGCGAUGCUACUGAUGUCCUAUGAUUACUUACGCUUAUAUACUAACGCUUUUGCAUUCCAUGCUACAAUUCGUCGCGCAUUACCCGAAGGAGAGAACGGGAAGCCUUCCUUCAGUCGAGUGUUCUACAACAACGUUGGAGCUGUUGGAGAUGCACGAUUCAUCUAUGAAGGUCUCGAUGCUGCAAAAAGUCUUCUGACGACGAUGAACAAUUUUGUCGAUGCGGAAAGAAUGUUACGAUAUAUGCCUCUGAGAUUCUAUCUCUUCACAGUGUAUGCCGGUGUAUUCCUGUAUCAUGCCCGCACUGUGGGCGUCAUGGCACCCGAAGAAGAGUCUUCAGUCAGAAGGAUGAUUCAGCAGACAGUGACUGUGCUUCAAAGGUCUGGUGUCGGAGAGAGUCACCCUGGAAGUCGGUAUUCGCAGCUGCUGAAAUUGCUUUGGGACAAAGUGGACCGAAAGUCACACAAAGAAUCUCGGUCUGCGCGGUCGCUUGCAACGCUCGAAAAUCCAUACAGACCUGUCAGCACAAGCGCCGCCACGCCAGCGUCAAACUCUGCCGCCUCGGCUUCGUUAGAGUCGCCGGCGGUCGCAGAUCAAAUGGGCGACUUUAGCUGGACGGACUUGGAUGCUAUAGGAAACUUUGCUGUGAACGGAAAUGAAGGCAUGUCCACAGACGCUGAAUGGUGGACCGGGUUUCUUCCAACAGACAGCGGUCCCCUGGGUCCAAUGAGUGGGUUGGGCUCGAUGGACAAUUGGAGCUUCAUGCUGUAA
Messenger RNA from Aureobasidium musti, 2325 nucleotides. NCBI's taxonomy places the organism in Eukaryota, Fungi, Ascomycota, Dothideomycetes, Dothideales, Saccotheciaceae. The record is from the annotation of a GenBank genome assembly.